Messenger RNA from Lucilia sericata (common green bottle fly), 752 nucleotides. Its product is annotated as cell death activator CIDE-3-like. The record is from RefSeq and is a predicted model, not a curated record. The annotation marks the transcript as partial. NCBI's taxonomy places the organism in Eukaryota, Metazoa, Arthropoda, Insecta, Diptera, Calliphoridae. The transcript has 3 exons. Gene Ontology annotation, biological process: regulation of apoptotic process; apoptotic process.
AAAGAAUAUUAGAAAUAUUAAGAAAAAAUAAUAAUACUUAAGCGUCAAUGUGUUCUCACUCUUCCUACUAAGCGACGUUUGCUUAAAUCAGCACGUAAAUAUAUUAUAACCUACAAAUAGAAAACGAAAUGGAUGUGAAACUAAAUUUUCAAAUCAACUCAACUACUUCAAUGUCCGACUUCCAUUAAAACUAGUCAUACACACACAAAGUACUUACUGGCAUCUAUCUAUACGCAGCCUUGACAAGUGCUAAGUAUACGAAAGGAAUAUUUUUAUACUCAUAAACGAAAGUGAAAAACCUACAAACGUGGAUAACAAAGGCGAAACGAUGUGGUCCAAUGCUUUAUGCACAUUGGGCGUCACAAAACCAAUUUGCAACUGCCUCAGCAUUAGGCAAGUGGCUGCAGCUGCAGCGGCUGCUGCAGCAACUCAGAGCGCUACCAUUACCACAGGUCCAACAGCAUCCAGCAGCUCUUCAGGGGAGUCUCGUGGAAAGAGACCGCUAAAAAUUUGGGAUAGCUGGCGAAAUGUACGGAAAGGAGUAGUUGUUGGCACAUUCGAAGAGUUAUUAGUUAGAGGCAAAGAUAAACUAGGGGUUCCUGCCUCAGAACCGGUACGACUUGUUCUGGAGAGCGAUGGGACCCAAAUUGAAGAUGGAGAAUAUUUUCGCACUCUGGCAAAUAAUACAAUACUAUUGCUGUUAAGGCAGGGAGAACGUUGGUAUCCAACUGGCGUCGAUGUCAUAAAGGCUG